AUGGCACCUUCAAGCACCCAAGACCUAUUCGAUGUUGAGCAUCUCACCUCCAAAAGCAUCGAAAAACCCUUGACUACCCAUCGGCAUACCGCUCCGGACUUUGAGCUCUUCCGCCACCUCGUACCCCUCGUCUCAAGCGGCAAGACAACACACCUCAACGCAGCUUUCAUGCCUCCCUCAAAUCUCAUUGUCAACGAAGCUCUCUCCCGCUUCUGCUCGGAAGCUCUGCAUCAACCCUCUCCAAAAACUCGCUGGAAAGAAGAUGUCGAGGCAGUCAGGGAACUACUGGGCAGGUACAUCAACACAGACCCAUCGACCAUCGCCUUUGUCAGAGACACCACAGAAGGCCUUGGAAGCUUCAUCCGCGGCCUAAAAUUCCAACCAGGCGACAACGUCGUGAUUCUCGACUGCGAGCAUCCGAACCAAGCGUUCGCCUGGCUGACGCUGCGCUCGGCUGGGCUGGAGGUCAGACUCGUCCCUACAGACCCAGAGAACCCGGUAGCAGCGAACGCGGAGACCUUUGCGCCGUACGUUGAUGAAAGGACCAGGGCGAUCGGGCUGAGUUCCAUGAUGUUCCACACAGGACAACGGAACGAUGUCGCGGAUGUCUGCGCGGCGUUUAGGCAUCGGGGAAUUCACGUUCUCGCGGACCUUACCCAGCAAGUCGGGUUUGCUGCCGUCGAUGUGCAAGCAUUGGGUGUAUCGGGGGCGGCAUUCAGCCUGCACAAGGGUCUCAACUCUCCAACUGGCUUCGCUGCGCUGUACGUCGAUACGAAGGUCAUCCUAGAGAUGGAUCCAGUUCCACCCAUAGUAGGCUACGGCGGCGUGAGCAGUGUCGGUGACUCGGAGGACUUUGCGGUCCCGGAAGGCCCCGUCAUCUUCCACCCUACUGCGAGACGAUACGAACACGCUAACAUGAGCUUCAUCUCAGCCGUGGCUGCAAGAGCAUUCCUCCAGUUUUAUCUCGAAGUGAUGGGCCCCAGAAAUCUCGAGCAGCGUCUGUAUAGCCUUGGAGAUGCGAUGCGACAAUCUUGCGCUGAAUUGGGUGUUGGCGUCGUAGGGCCAAGCGAGAGGAAACACCACGCACCGCAUCUUCAUGUUCUUCGUUUGCAGGACUCGAGAUGGUCUGAACGCUUGGAGGCAGCGGGUAUUGUAGCGACGAAGUUUAGGACAGGUAUCAGGGUCUCUUUUGGCUUCUAUAGCAAUCUGGAAGAUGUCGAGAGAUUGAUGGCGGUGAUCCGGACGGGGCUUGAAAGCGGCAUUCCGUCGUGUUAG
This is a messenger RNA of Colletotrichum scovillei, 1275 nucleotides long. RefSeq lists its product as uncharacterized. Bases 1 to 1275 code for a protein of 424 amino acids. The record is from RefSeq and is a predicted model, not a curated record. Lineage: Eukaryota; Fungi; Ascomycota; Sordariomycetes; Glomerellales; Glomerellaceae. The transcript has a single exon.